CGCCGCUUCCGCCCCGCAUUCGUUACCCCCGCCGGGAAAACCCAACAACAUGGACGCGACGCGGCCGCCCGCGGCGGCGGCGACGACGGCGACGGCGGUGGCAGGGAAGCUGGUGGUGGUGGGCGGCGGCAUCGCGGGCGUCACGUGUGCGGAGCAGCUGGCUGUUAAUUUUCCAUCAGAAGAGAUUCUCCUGAUCACAGCUUCUCCUGUCAUUAAAGCAGUUACAAAUUUCAAGCAGGUUUCGAAAAUACUGGAAGAGUUUGACGUGGAAGAACAGCCCAGUGCCACGCUGGAAAAGCGCUUUCCCAACAUCACGAUCGUGGAGUCAGCAGUGAAGGAGCUGAAGAGCGAGGAACGCUGUGUCCUCACAGAAGAUGGCGGGCGGCACGCGUACAAGAAACUCUGCCUGUGUGCAGGAGCCAAGCCAAAGCUGAUCUGCGAGGGAAACCCCUACGUGUUAGGAAUCCGGGACACGGACAGCGCGCAGCAAUUUCAGAAGCGGCUCACUAACGCCAAGAGAAUCGUGGUUGUGGGGAACGGUGGUAUUGCGCUGGAGUUAGUGUACGAAGUGGAAGGCUGCGAGAUCAUUUGGGUCAUUAAAGACAAAGCCAUUGGCAAUACGUUCUUCGACAGCGGAGCAGCCGAAUUCUUGACUUCCAAGCUCCGUUCUGGGAAGCCAGAGGCGAAGCUUGUGCAGAAACGAACCAGAUACACAACUGAAGGGACUGGAAAGAAAGCACACAAGAAAGCCAUCGCCGAUAAUACAGGCAGCGCCCUGGGACCCGACUGGCACGAAGGUCUGGCCCUUAAAGGAACAAGAGAGGGCUCCCGGGACGUGCACAUCGAGACGCUGUGCGAGGUGCAGCAGAUCUCCCUGCAGGAAGAGUUGCGAGCCACGGGCAAAAAGCCCUUGCCUUUCCCAGGAGCAAAGUGCGCAGACGCAGAUGCGUGGCCCGUGUACGUGGAGCUGACCAAUGGGAAGAUCUACGGCUGCGACUUCAUCAUCAGCGCCACCGGCGUCCUUCCCAACACCGAGCCCUUCCUCCGGGGGAACAAGUUUGCCCUAGGAGAAGAUGGCGGCCUGAGAGUGGACGAGCGCAUGCGCACAUCCCUUCCCGACGUCUACGCCGCGGGUGACAUCUGCACGGCAUCGUGGCCGCCCAGCCCAGUUUGGCAGCAGAUGAGGCUGUGGACCCAGGCAAGGCAGAUGGGCUGGUACGCAGCCAAGUGCAUCGCUGCGGGCAUUCUGGGAGACCCCAUUGACAUGGAUUUCAGCUUCGAGCUCUUUGCACACGUAACCAAGUUUUUCAACUAUAAGGUGGUACUCUUGGGAAAAUACAAUGCUCAAGGCCUGGGCACAGACCAUGAAUUACUGCUCCGAUGCACGCAGGGCCUGGAGUAUGUGAAAGCCGUCCUGCAGAACGGGCGGCUGGUGGGCGCCGUGCUCAUUGGGGAAACGGACUUAGAGGAAACAUUUGAAAAUCUGAUUUUAAACCAAAUGGAUCUGUCGCCCUACGGAGAAGAUCUCCUCGAUCCCAACAUUGACAUCGAAGAUUAUUUUGACUAGCCUGGGGAGUGUCUUGAAGAACCACAGCAAGUCACAAACGAGGAAGAAAAUCGCCCACCAGAGCGAGGCAGGUUCUGCUGUCAUGACAGCCAUCUUGAAGCCAUCAAUGCAAAACUGAUGACUUAGCUGCAUAAUAUUAAAAGGCAACUCAAGAUAAAAUCAGCUUAAAUAAUUUAUUGGACAAUAGCUUGUUCUAAUUCUAAAAAACUGACCACUAACGUAAAGAAAGCUUCCAUCACCCAUUUUUGUUUGCACCUCAAAUUUCACUUCAGAUUUAGUUCAAGUGAAUUUCACUUCACCAAAAAGCACUCAGCACAGAUCCACUCGGACUGUGAAGCAGCAGAACCAAGCUUUUUGAAAGCUUUGACUUUUACUGGAGUACCUUGUUAAUAUUAUUCAUAAUGAUGCCUUAUUUGUCUUUGAAUUAUAGCUGUGUUUGAUCACCUGACCGUAUCUACAUUAUUCAGUUUCAUAUGCGACUCACUUGUAGUGAUGAGUCUACGUCGGCAUCAUGUUGCUGUCAGAAGACAGCUGGCCGUCAAGGACUCACGCCUGUAAGCCCAG
Perognathus longimembris pacificus (Pacific pocket mouse) is the source of this 2131-nucleotide messenger RNA. RefSeq names its product pyridine nucleotide-disulphide oxidoreductase domain 1 (gene Pyroxd1). The coding region runs from base 50 to 1567 and encodes 505 amino acids. Lineage: Eukaryota; Metazoa; Chordata; Mammalia; Rodentia; Heteromyidae. Gene Ontology annotation, molecular function: oxidoreductase activity; flavin adenine dinucleotide binding. The record is from RefSeq and is a predicted model, not a curated record. The transcript is spliced from 12 exons.